Paramisgurnus dabryanus is the source of this 2998-nucleotide messenger RNA. NCBI's taxonomy places the organism in Eukaryota, Metazoa, Chordata, Actinopteri, Cypriniformes, Cobitidae. The record is from RefSeq and is a predicted model, not a curated record.
CAGCUAUUCUUGAUCCUAAAAAAACCCCAUAACUACUCUUUAAAUCCGUCGUCGUGUUACUGUGUAUAAAUGGGAACGUUGUGAUUGUUUUCUCGUCUGUGCGCGUGAAGCGGAUGGACGUAACGGUCGUUCGUGUUUUAAGUAUCCGCGCGACAGGAAUCCACCGUGAAGAAUGACAUCUCUCCACUACAACUUCAACUUGAAUUACAUAAACGGUCGUAACGGCGUACUCACCGACUCCCGAUAAGUUUCUUUUCUUUGUUUGUUUGGUUCUCUUUGGCUUUUUCCGUUUCUGACGAGAACUAAGGAGCAUGAUAAAUCCAGUCAGAUGAAGCGGAGACGCAGCGGUGUUUAUUGUUUGGUUGAAAUGGUGAAAUUUCUCUCGGACUCAGCCCAGAGAUGGAAUGUACGUCCACCUUUUUAUCGGAUUUGAGGAGCGCGCAUAGAGACUUCGAAAGGCGCUGUGAGACUCAAGUUUUGCAGGACUAUGCAGGGCUGGUGAAGUGAGAAGAAAAGGCCUUCAGCACUUGCCUGGAAUGUUUCUAUCUACCGACGCCUGUUUAUAUAUAAGAUGGCAAAACCAGAAGUUUUGAAGAAUUUUGAAGGAUCUCGGAAUGAAGCUGAAGCUAUCAGACAGAGACCGAUGAUUGAUUCAAAGCUUGCCGUGGUCCAGCGCCAUGGUAGAUAUGCCGAGUCUGUACAGUCCUUCAUCGCCACUGGGCGAUCCAAUGCUGGACAGCCCUUUAUGCGGAGAGCUCAUUGGUGACAUUCAGGAUCUAGAUGAGAUCUCUCAGUCUCUAAGUGAAGAUACCCUCAGCAUGCUGGACUUUCAAAGCUCUGACACAGCUUUAGACAACUCCACCGGCUUAGAUGUCUUAACGCCAGCCUCCAGUCCAGCCUCAGUGAUCUCAACAAACCCUAACCAGGAUGAAAACUCUGGUUCUCUUACCCUCGAGUGUCGUGUCUGUGCCGACCGUGCCUCUGGGUUCCACUAUGGAGUGCAUGCCUGCGAAGGGUGCAAGGGGUUCUUCAGGAGAACCAUUCGUCUCAAACUGGAGUACGACAAGUGUGCGCGCAAGUGCAGGAUCCAGAAGAAGAACCGGAACAAGUGCCAGUAUUGCCGCUUUCACAAGUGCCUCGCGGUGGGCAUGUCCCACAAUGCCAUCCGUUUCGGGCGAAUGCCGAUGUCCGAGAAGCAGAGGCUGAGAGCCGAGCAGGUAAUCGACAGGAAGGAGGAAAACGAGACUCGGCAGCCGGACGCCAAGAGUCUUGUCAGGCUGAUUCAUGAAGCCUACCUCAAACACUUCCACAUGAACAAAGCCAAAGCCCGCAUCUUCCUCACGGGAAAGACGAGCACUCCGCCCUUUGUCAUCCAUGACCUAGACACCCUCCGGCACGCCGAGCAGACUCUGGUCACCCAGCUGCUGGGUAACAUGGCAGCCAGCGAUGCCUCCGACAUGCAGGAGAGAGAAGUCGAGGCUCGGCUCUUUCUCUUCUGUCAGUACGCCUCGGUAGAGACGGUGACGGAGCUGACGGAGUUUGCCAAGGCCGUGCCUGGCUUUGCCGCCCUGGACCUAAACGACCAGGUCACCCUGCUGAAGUAUGGGGUGUACGAGGCACUUUUUGCCCUACUGGCAGCCUGCAUGAACAAGGAUGGGCUGCUGGUCGCUCGGGGCAGUGGCUUCAUCACUCGGGAGUUUCUGAAAAGCUUGCGCAGACCUUUCAGUGACAUGAUGGAGCCGAAAUUUCAGUUUGCCAUGAGGUUCAAUGCUCUGGAACUCAAUGACAGUGACCUGGCGCUGUUCGUGGCGGCCAUUAUAUGCUGUGGAGACCGUCCAGGGCUGAGCAGCGUGUCACAAAUCGAGAGCAUCCAAGAGAGCGUAAUUCACGCACUACAGCUCCACCUGCUGGCCAACCACCCUGACAACAAUUUACUCUUUCCCAAGCUGCUCCAGAAACUGGCCGACUUGCGUCAGCUUGUGACGGAGCAUGCGGAGCUGGUUCAGGAAAUCAAGAAGACAGAAGAUGCCUCGCUUCAUCCGCUGCUGCAGGAGAUCUACAGAGAUAUGUACUGAACUCAGGAUCUCUCCCCUCGCUAUGCUGAUGAUGACUUCAGUUCUCAGGAAGUGCUAAUACUUUGAAAGAUCAUCAGGAGAUGAGAUAAAGGAAGUCUCUGAGUAGGUGGAUUACAGACCUGCUUUCAGAUGAUGAAGGUCUGGUGAGGAAGUCCUUGGGGUGCACAGCUGCUUUGCAUCAUGCACCGCAAUUACAGGGCGAACCUCCACGGGUUCCUGCUCAUUAAUAAUGCACUGACCUUUAUAAGGACACCGCCCACAAAAGUGCACUAGAUGGCGUCCAUCCAUAAUGCUCGGGCUGCCUCCCCUCAACAUGUAGUUAUGGAGAUUUGUAACACACUGCCUCUAUCUAAUAAACACCUACAGUUAGAGUUUAUGAGUAUAUACUGUAGCAAAUCUUAUAGCAGUGACUCUAUCCUGAAAACUGUAUGGGUAAUAUUUUAAUACCAGGAAUGUAAAGAGCCAUAGAAACCAUACUGCUUGUUACCUCAUUUUAAAUGCAUGUAUAUGAAGCAUCAUUUGUACAAAUAUUUUGUAUAAAACGCAUUGUUGUACAGUGUAUAGCACUCCAACUGUAAUAUUUUAGUACUGUACUUUUGGACUUUUUCUUAUGGAUUUUAAUAAUAUGUAUUUUAGAAAUUAAGACUAUUUGGGAUGAAUGUUUGUGUUUUCCUACUGUAUAUUUUGAUCUUAAAGUUCUUAAACAUCAGAACCAUUAUAAAAACUGAUCUAGUACUUGAUUGAUUGAUAAAUUAUUGUUUAUUAAAAUGUGGUAAUGUGAAAAAGAUAUAAAUUGCCUUAGUACGUGAGCACUUUCAAUAAUCAUCAUCAAAAAAUAAUAUUGUGGUAAUUUGUUUGCUUCAUUAUUUCCUCUUUAACUGUGGGAUUGUGUAGUAACGAAUGAAUUAUGUAGUUUUUAAAUU